This is a messenger RNA of Hyaloscypha bicolor E, 552 nucleotides long. RefSeq lists its product as uncharacterized. NCBI's taxonomy places the organism in Eukaryota, Fungi, Ascomycota, Leotiomycetes, Helotiales, Hyaloscyphaceae. The record is from RefSeq and is a predicted model, not a curated record. The transcript has a single exon. Bases 1 to 459 code for a protein of 152 amino acids.
AUGGUUAUUGCACCUGAACUGUCCAAAUCUCUCUUAUAUCUCUACAAUGUUGCUCCUCGCCGUCUUACUCAUGCUCAGAGUGGCAGUGCCGGUAUUGGGAUGUUGCAAUCCAACGGCCACGGCAACCCAAACUCAGAUAUCAACAGUUACACAAACUCAUUUUUCGACAGUUACACACACUCAAGUUUCAACAGUGAAAGAAACUCAGAUCUUGGCAGUGACAGAAACCUAGAUCGCGGCAACUACGACGUCGACUUGUCAAUCAACAACUUCCGGCACAACACAGUCCAGUUCCUUCGCCACCUUUACACAUCCAGCAACCUCCUCACUUGGGUCCCUCGCCUUCACAUCGAGAACCCAAUCUUUCACUACCUCUUUCGAACCACUGAUUUUGUCACCUGCAUCCAUGACUAUCCGGCAACUGCCACUGAUUCUGGAUGGAUCACGGUCACGGAGUAAACGACUGAGACUUCCACAACCACUGAGUUCAUUUGCUCAACUAUGUUAACGCCAGCUGCUUCGUCUUCUGCCACUGCAGCACCCAUAUUUUGC